UAACUAAUGAGUGAAGAUGAUUAAGUAAUUCUUUUAUUCAUUAUUCCUCUAGCAUUUUCUUGAAGAUGACAAUAGUGAAGAUGAUAAAUUUGAAGAGAAUCUUGAAAAAUAAUAUGCCGUAAUUCAGUUACAUUAUUCUAGUUAUACCCUAAAGUUAGUAAUAAAAGACCUGAAUCUAAGCAUGGAAGACCUGAAAGUUCCAAAUUCUCUUAUAAAAAAUAAGAAUAACAAACUAUAGAAUAACAACCUAAACCUUUAGAAGCCAUACCUACUUCUCAAGCUCUCAAAAAGUUUAACUAAUUGGUUUCAUUUCAUAAAAUACAAAUUGAAUAAUUCUGGAAGAAUCAUACAAUAACGGCUUCUCAAGCUGAAUUCAUAGGUUUUCUAUCAGAAUCAGGUACAAAAUAAAUAAUAAAUAAGGAUUUCAAUUUGAUCAACAUGAAAUAAAUCAAAUUCUUAGUGAUUUAUCAAAUGAUCGUUAUUAAAUAACAAUUGAAAGUCUAUGUAAGAAAGUACCUGCAUGGCAUCAGAAUGAGAGUAUAAUUAAAACUUGAUUAUUCAUCAUAGAUGCUAUGUUGGAGUUUAUAAGAGAAAAAGCACUUAAAUUGGCAUAAGAAUCUAAGAGAAAGUUUUCAGCUUAAAAGAAACCCAAACCAUAGUCAGCAAGUACAAAACGUAGUGGUUUUAAUAAGGGAGAUUCAAGACCUAUAAGUGGGAUUUCAAAAAAGUAUUAAUCAGGUUUUAGUGAUUUGAGAAUGUAAUUAUAGACUUAAGAUUUAGAUCGAAUAUAAAUGAGAAGCCAUUGUAGAAUAGAUCAAAACAUUAUUUACAAUUGGCUAAAUAAAAAUAAUAGGAAGAUGAUCGACUUCUAUAACUAACAAUAAAUUAAGGUAAGAAUGAAUACGAAUAUGAAAUGUUAAUAAAGAUGGGAGAAGCAAAUGAGUUAUCAUAAGAAUUAGAGAGUAACAUAACUUAUAGAGCUUAUAAGACUGCAUAAGGUAACUUAAAAGUACAUGUAUAUGAAUUGGAACACUUUUAAAGAGAUUUAACUUUAGAAGAAUUUUAGAGAGAAUAUAAUAUAUUGAGAAGUAGAUAUAAUGAGAAAAAGAAAUUAAAGAUUUGGGAAGUAUUAAAUGAGAAGAAGAAAAAUUAAAAAAGUCUUUAACAUUUUGGAUCUUCAUAAAAAGAAGAAAUAAAGCAGAAUGAAAUAGAUGGUAAGGCUGCGAACAAGAAAGAAAGAUAAUAAGAAUUAAAGAAGGUGCUUUUAGAAACAAUGAUGCUUUCAAAUGUUUUAAAAGAGUAAUUGGUAGUAUUAAAUAGGAAGGGUAUCAAUGCAAUUCAUAACCAAAGUGUAAAAUUAUGAUAUAAUAUAUAUUUGAUAUGAUACUCUAAAUUAAAUAAGUUCUAAGAGAGGAAAUGAGAGUAAUAAAUAAAAUCAAAACAGUUUAGAUAAUAAUAUAAAUGUCUUCUAAGAGAGAAGUUAUAACAUAACAUAGAGUUGAGAGUGCAAAUAGAUCAUAGAAGAGGAAAUUGGAAUAGGCAAUGUUGUAAAUCAAUAGUCAUUAACCUAUAACAAAAGCAUAAUAAGCUUUGCCUUCAGAAGAGGUUGAAUUGUAUAAUAAUGUAAAUGUAUAACAUGUGAUUAAUGGCACUGAUUAUGCAUGGAAUCAUUUAGAGAAUAUGCCUAAGAAGUAAAUAGAUUUAGUCUUUCUUCCUUAGACAAUAGCUGGAAUGUAGAAUGUUUAUUGUGUAGUUAAAAAAAAAUAUAAUGCAGAAAUCGAUAGAAGGUAAUAAUAAGAAGCUUAGAGAAUUCAAAAGAACUAAGAUAAACAUUUAUUGUUUCAAUAAAGGAAACUUAAAAAUUAAUAAAUCUAUGCUAAAAUAGGAUUGAAAAAAACAUAUUAAUCUUCUCCUACUACUUAAUUUACAGAAGAACCUCUAUUUUAAAGAUUAAGUAAACCUAAAUAAUCAUUCAUCUAAUAAUCUACUUAUGAUCUACCCGAUUUCAGAGGAUUACCCAUUAAAAAUCUAACUUAUUUAGAUAAAUAUAAAAAUCCAGUUCUUGUUAAUCAUUUUAUCAGUUCCAAUCUAUUACCCAAAUCUGUUUAUUAAGAAAAACUUAGAACUAAAUUUGAAACUUCUGAUUAAAAACUUGAACAAUUACAUAAUACUAUUUAAUUAGAUGAAUUAAAUCUUGAUAAUGAUUUCAAAGAUAAUGCAAUGUUAGAAAUUGAUUAAUUUGAAAAAAUGUUAUCAACUAUGCCUUAAACUAUGUAUUCAUAAGUUAAAGAUAGAGAAAAUUAAUUAUUAUAAUCAGUUGAAGGUUUUAGAUCUAUAAGGAAAAUUAAAAAAGAUCCAAAUUAUAGACAUGUAAUUGGAAAUCAAAUAAGAGAUCAAAUUUUAAAUAAAUAAUGA
This is a messenger RNA of Paramecium sonneborni, 2415 nucleotides long. NCBI's taxonomy places the organism in Eukaryota, Ciliophora, Oligohymenophorea, Peniculida, Parameciidae. The record is from the annotation of a GenBank genome assembly.